CUUACCUGAUAUCCAGGCAACUUCUUGUGGUCAUUUUUCAACAGAUAUAAAAGGCCAAUACCCUAGCCACUUUCCAACUAGGUCUUUCCUUAAUAGACAAUUGUAAUCAAGAAGUACAAAUGGAAGGAAGUUCUUGCAAAUCAGAAGGAAAAGAAGGUGGAAAUGGAUUCAGUGAGAUCACUCUUCGGCCAUUGGAUCUCUCUGACAUAGACCAUCUCAUGGUGUGGGCUACAGAUGAUAAAGUGACUCGUUUUUGCUCAUGGGAACCCUACACUUGUAAAGAAGAUGGCAUAGAGUUUAUCAAGACCAAGGUUAUUCCCCACCCAUGGUUCAGGGCAAUUUGCCUUGACAGCCGGCCAAUUGGUGCCAUUUCAGUGGCCGAAAAUUCGGGCAAUAAGUGCAGAGGUGAGCUUGGGUAUGUUUUGGGCUCCAACUACUGGGGCAAAGGGGUUGCAACUAGGGCAGUGAAACUGGUGGCUAAUACUAUAUUUAGCGAGUGGCCACACUUGGAGAGACUUGAAGCUCUGGUUGAUGUUGAAAACGUGGGCUCCCAAAGGGUGCUGGAGAAGGCUGGGUUCCAGAGGGAAGGUGUUCUGAGAAAGUAUAUUUUUCAGAAGGGGAAAACUAGAGACAUGGUUAUGUUUAGUCUUCUCUCUACUGAUCCCAAAACCUGAAUAUUUGUACAAAUUUUAAUUAUCAAGGCUUUUGUUAUUUUAAAUUUA
Messenger RNA from Corylus avellana, 722 nucleotides. Lineage: Eukaryota; Viridiplantae; Streptophyta; Magnoliopsida; Fagales; Betulaceae. The record is from RefSeq and is a predicted model, not a curated record.